Messenger RNA from Paralichthys olivaceus (Japanese flounder), 1534 nucleotides. RefSeq names its product ovarian cancer G-protein coupled receptor 1 (gene gpr68). Gene Ontology annotation, biological process: G protein-coupled receptor signaling pathway; cellular response to pH. The record is from RefSeq and is a predicted model, not a curated record. Gene Ontology annotation, molecular function: G protein-coupled receptor activity. Gene Ontology annotation, cellular component: membrane. Lineage: Eukaryota; Metazoa; Chordata; Actinopteri; Pleuronectiformes; Paralichthyidae.
GUCAGUUUGAUGCAGAUCUCCACAGAGGACAGCUUCGGUCACAUAAAACCGGACUACCUAAUCAGACCAGACUAAUACUCAACCAGAGGACACCAGUUUAAGCCAUCGCUGGGGGCUCCAAUCAGAAUGAAGAUUUGUGUGUGUGUUGAUACAUCUUUUGUAAUGAGAACGUAAGAACAUGUGUACGAACAUUCAUGUGAGUGUGUGCAUGUGAAAGGUGAAUUAGUUUGUGUGAUGUGAAGGUGUGAAGGCGGUGACCAUGUCUGAGGAGGACAUGAUGAACUGCACCAUCAGCCAUGAAAUCCACCAGUACCUCUUCCCUUCAGUGUAUAUCCUUGUACUAUUGGUUGGUGUUCCCUCCAACAUAUACUCUCUGUACCAUGCUGCUGUACAGCUGAAGCAGAAGAAUGAACUGGGAGUUUAUUUAAUGAACCUCACUGUGUCUGAUCUGUUGUACCUGGCAUCGUUACCGCUGUGGCUCCAGUAUUUCUUUCAGGACGAUGAUUGGAGUCACAGGGAAUGGUUGUGCCAGUUGUGUGGCUUCCUACUCUAUGAAAACAUCUACAUCAGCAUUGGCUUCCUGUGCUGUAUCAGUCUGGAUCGCUACCUGGCUGUGGUUCAUCCUUUAAGAUUCACCUCUCUCCGCUCUAUGAAUGCAGCAUGGCUUGUUAGUGCUAUCAUCUGGCUGAAAGAGAUUGCAGUAGGCGUGGUCUUCUUCCGCCACAAAGAACUGAGCAAAGACCGCGAGAACCUGUCUGUGUGCUUCGAGCACUACCCCAUGCAGCAGUGGGAGUACCCAAUCAACUACUACCGCUUCACAAUUGGCUUUGUGUUCCCGUUAUCUAUUCUAUCGAUCAGCUACCUGUGCGUCCUCCGUGCUGUGGGCCGGAGCGCGGGGACACAGCCGGUUCAGAAGAUAAGGAUCCGACAGUUAGUCAGCAGCACCAUUCUCAUCUUCCUUGUCUGUUUCUCCCCAUACCACGUCUUCUUGUUAGUACGCACCCUGCUGGAGCGGGACUGCAACUUUAUUGCAAGAAUAUUUAACUACUACCACCUGUCCCUGCUGCUGACCACCCUGAACUGCGUGGCAGAUCCUGCUCUCUACUGCUUCGUCAGCGAAAGUGCCCGUCACAGCCUGUACAGAGCCAUAAUCCGACCCUUUGCCAGGAUACUCUGUUGCUGCUGUCGCCGUGGCAAAGCGAGUCCCACCAACCCAGCUACAGAUUCCAAUGAGAUCGCCACUGAAGACAACAAUGGCCACCCAACAGUGCAGCUUCUCACUCACACCAGCACAGACAACAGUGUAAAAACAGACCCUGCCAUCGAAAACACAAUUUUAAUUACACAGAUGGAUGAAAAAACAAUCAUACCCUCAAUUGUACAAAGUAACAGACAAUGAAAAAAGUUUAUAAGUAAAUCCAGCUGUGUGACAGCCAUGGAGGAGCUGAGCCAAUAAUCAGAGAGGACUGACGAGACGGACAAAAACUAAUAUAAUCUGGGGACCAAUCACAAACCGUAUUAUCAAAGACCUCAG